UAUGUGUGUGCAUAAAACAGUUAAAGUGCCUUUUCACUCAAUCAAUUGUCUGUGCCAUGCUGCAGAUCCGGAUUGUGGGCACACAAGACUCAGUUACCACUCAACAAGAACAAUUGCUGCUGCCGCCUCCGAAGAAGCCGCACGACAUCUCCUUAUAUGCGGGUAUGAGAUUAUAUUAAACAUGUUUCUCAUUGCACUUAUUCGGUAAUUCCGUUUACCGUUUCAUUCUUCCUCCCCACAUUCAUUCUUACUCCUCAUCUUCAACUUAUACAUCCCUUAAAGGCCAUACAAACAAACAAACCAGACAUCCUUCUUUCUGGUAACUGUCAUUUCAGCAACCCCCCCCCCCACAAACAAAAGGACAAUAAUCGAUUAACUCCUAAACACACCCACCCAACUAAACAAGAUGUCACCUGCCGCCACUGCCGUUUCUGCUCCAGCAUACACUGGUCAUUUGACCAAUGGUGAUCCAACAAAAGCAGCAAAAUCAUACAAACCAACUCAUCCAGGUAAAUUUGAAGUUCAAUUCCGAGAUGGUGAAUAUAAUAGUUGUUUGGUAGCAUUGCAAGAUUACAGCAAAGGUGAAACGAUUGCAAUGAUGAGUCAUGCAUCUCCAAGUAAAGCAAUUCGUUAUUCAACAGUUCAAGUAACCGAAAAUGAUCAUAUCGAAUUAAACAGUGAUUUACUUUAUUGUAAUCAUUCUUGCUCUCCUUCCGUUCAUUUCAACGUUUCUUCUCCUGAUCCAAGUAAAUGGCACGCUGAAGCUUUACGUGAUAUCAAACAAGGUGACGUUUUGGAAUUCUUUUAUCCAAGCACAGAAUGGAAUAUGUCACAACCUUUUGAUUGUUCAUGUGGUGCAGGAAACAAGUGUUUAAAGCGUAUCUCGGGUGCAAAGUAUAUCUCACCAGAAGUGUUGAACACGUAUGUUGUCAACGAUCAUAUCAAAAGACUUAAAGCCAAUCAACAACAAAACGCUUAGAGGGACAAGCGAUUGAUGAUGAGAAAAGAGUCGUAUACAAUUUGAAACACUCCCAACCGCCCCUCCUUAGAUAGACUUCAUAGACCAAAAUUAUCUGCUGCAAUUUGAUAAGUGCACUCAAUGUUUUCUCAUAGAGGCAAAAGUGGUGAGAUGUCCUUCUAUUGACUAAUGUACAGGUGGAAGAUAGGCCGUCAUACGCUCCCUCAUACGAUGCGCUCUUUUGGUGCUUGUGGUGGAGUCGAUUGGGCUGCGAGUGUGUCGUUUGUGGCUGCUAUCGAAGAUGCUUUUGCUUGAUUGGCAGGGACGGGAGAUCCUGCAGGAGUUCCAGCAGGCACCCCAAUGUCACUAAAGUCAUCCUGCUUGAUUUUGUAAAUACUGUAGAGGUAUAGAUUCAUCGCUGUGACGGCCAAUGUUCCACCUACUAAUACGUUUCUCACCACAAAAGGUCUUC
Molecule: messenger RNA, 1430 nt
Organism: Meira miltonrushii
Lineage: Eukaryota; Fungi; Basidiomycota; Exobasidiomycetes; Exobasidiales; Brachybasidiaceae
Exons: 1
Coding region: 407-979 (190 amino acids)
Source: RefSeq, a predicted model, not a curated record